Gekko japonicus is the source of this 954-nucleotide messenger RNA. It is a transcript of the gene TMEM255B, whose product is annotated as transmembrane protein 255B. NCBI's taxonomy places the organism in Eukaryota, Metazoa, Chordata, Lepidosauria, Squamata, Gekkonidae. The transcript has 9 exons. The record is from RefSeq and is a predicted model, not a curated record. The coding region runs from base 1 to 954 and encodes 317 amino acids.
AUGGCAGCAGAAGGCACAGGGCACUUCGCAAAGAGGAAGAAAACUUCUCUUUGGUUCACUGUUGCUUUGUUGGUAGUAUCUACUUUCAUACUGACCAUAGGCCUUGCGGCUACCACAAGAACAGAAAAUGUAACCGUGGGAGGCUAUUACCCAGGAAUAAUUCUUGGCUUUGGAUCCUUCCUAGGGAUUAUUGGUAUCCAUCUGGUGGAGAACCGGAAACAAAUGCUGAUAGCAUCCAUCGUGUUUAUCAGCUUUGGAGUGGUAGCAGCUUUCUGUUGUGCAAUAGUUGAUGGUGUGUUUGCAGCACGACACAUAGAGCCUAGGCCUUUAUAUAAUAAAAGGUGCCAGUAUUAUUCGAGUGGAAUAGGAUUCCUCUAUGAUGCCUAUCAGACAGAGGUGACAUGUUACACCUUAAACAGUAAAUGCCAGCUGAGAGUGAAGAGCAACACAUGCUACUGUUGUGACUUGUACAACUGUGAAAACUCAGAACACUCCACCAGCUAUUAUGAGUUCCUUGGCGUGAACAGUUGUCAGGAUGUGGUUCACCUGUACCGGCUGCUCUGGUCCUCCACUGUCUUGAACAUCAUUGGCUUGUUUCUUGGCAUAGUUACUGCAGCAAUACUUGGUGCAUUUAAAGAUGUGGCACCCAUGUCCCAAAUUGCCUUCAGCUCUGCUCCUCCACCACAGAUCCUCUAUAAUCCAGCUCAGCAGAUUUUGACGUACACUGGAUUCUGUCCUUCUGCAGCAGCUGUUCCUCAUUAUCCAUCCUAUCAUUUACCUCUUCAGCCCACCAACAAUUUCCCAACAUCCUCAUCUACCGAUAUUUCCUUAUCUGAUGACACCCAGCCACCAUCUCAGUCCAGCUCCAACUAUGGCCUUCCUCCCAAUGCCCCUCCGUUAUAUACACCAACCUAUUUCCUGUCUGGUGAAAAGCCUCCACCAUACGUCCCAUAA